Messenger RNA from Didymodactylos carnosus, 1692 nucleotides. The record is from the annotation of a GenBank genome assembly. Lineage: Eukaryota; Metazoa; Rotifera; Eurotatoria; Philodinida; Philodinidae.
AUGUCAUUCAACCUUAAAAACUACAAAAAUGAUCUGCUAUUUUUACCACUUGGAGGAGCAAAUGAAAUAGGCAUCAAUGUUAAUUUGUAUCAUUAUAAAGGAAAAUGGUUAAUGGUUGAUUGCGGAAGCGGCUUUGCAGAUGAUUAUUUGCCAGGGGUUGAUAUGGUAGUUGCUGAUAUCCGUUUUAUAGAAAAAUACAAAAAUGAUUUAGUCGGAUUAGUCCUGACGCAUGCCCAUGAAGAUCAUUUAGGUGCUGUUCAAUAUUUAUGGAGUAAUCUAAGGUGUCCAAUAUAUGCUACAACUUUUACAGCAAAUUUUCUAAAACUAAGAUUAGCUGAAUAUGAUUUUACUAAAGAUAUUAAGAUUUAUACGGUAAGCCCUGCGGCUAAAAUAGAUCUGGAUCCUUUUCAGCUAGAAAUGGUACCAUUAACUCACUCCGCUCCAGAAAUGCAAGCACUUAUGAUCAGAACAGAAGCGGGAAAUGUUCUGCAUACAGGGGAUUGGAAAUUUGAUGAGGACCCAGUGCUUGGAGAAAAAGUGGAUGAAGAAUUAUUAAAAUCUUACGGGGAUGAAGGCGUUCUAGCGUUAGUUUGCGAUUCGACGAACGUAUUUAAUGAAGGCGUCUCGGGAUCUGAAGGAACAGUACGAAAAAGUUUAGUAGAUAUUAUAGCUGGCUGCCCUAAAAUGGCAGUAGUAACAACCUUUGCCUCAAACUUAGCACGGCUUGAUACUUUAAUUCAUGCAGGUCAACUUGCCGGGAGAAAAGUUGUAUUAACAGGAAGAAGUUUACACAGAAUUUUACAAGCGGCUCAGGAAAGUGGUUAUAUGCAAGAUAUUUUACCAUUAGUGGAUGAGCGUGAUAUAGCGAGAUUUAAAAGAGAAGAGUUGUUAAUUAUUGCCACUGGUUGUCAGGGGGAACCACUAGCUGCUACUGCUAAAAUGGCUAAUAAUAGUCAUCCCAACGUCAAGUUAGCUCCAAAAGAUACUAUUAUCUUUUCUUCAAAAAUUAUUCCGGGGAAUGAAAAGAAAAUUUUCCGCUUAUUUAAUAUCUUCGUAAGGUUAGGGGUUGAAGUAAUUACAGAACGAGAUCAUUUUGUGCAUGUUUCUGGUCAUCCUGCUAUUGAAGAGCUUAAACGUAUGUAUCAACUUGUCAGACCGCAAAUUUGUGUACCCGUACAUGGAGAGCCUGUGCAUAUCCACGAGCAUGUAAAAUUAGCGCGUAAAAAUGGGAUAAAACAGGCGGUUGAGGUAGAAAAUGGUAGUGUAUUAUUACUUGAUGCUUAUAAUCCACAAAUUAUAGCGAAAGUAGAAACAGGAUAUUUGGCUGUUGAUGGCAACUAUCUUUUACCUACUGAAUCACCAAUUUUUAAGAUGCGUCGUCGGCUACGAGAAGCCGGGGUAGCGGUUAUUUCGUUAUUAAUUAAUAGAAAAGGGAGGUUAAGUUGUAGACCAAUUGUCACAAUGCCUGGUCUUCUCGAUCUUAAUGACGAUGCUCAGUUAAUUAAUAUUAUAAAAGAUGGUAUUGCUAACGUUAUAGAAGUGCAAGCGCAGUCGAUUAAAGGUAAAAUAUUUAAUGAACAAAUUGAAAGUGCUGUAAGAUCUUUUAUACGGAAAACGUUAAAACAGGAGAUCAAUAAAACUCCAAUUAUCAUAAUUAAUAUAGAGCAAGUUAGAGAUUUAGGAAUACAGUAA